Messenger RNA from Perkinsus marinus ATCC 50983, 932 nucleotides. RefSeq lists its product as hypothetical. The transcript is spliced from 7 exons. NCBI's taxonomy places the organism in Eukaryota, Perkinsozoa, Perkinsida, Perkinsidae. The coding region runs from base 1 to 864 and encodes 287 amino acids. The record is from RefSeq and is a predicted model, not a curated record.
AUGUUCGCUGCCGCAGCGGGGCUGGCGGCGGUGAAGAACCUGGUGGGGGGUGAUUCCCCUGAGGACAAGGAAAACGCUAAAAAAGAGGAAGAGAAACGCAAAAGGGAAGAGGAACAGAGGGAGAAGGAUGAAGAAGAACGGCAAAAGCAGCAAGCUGAGCUAGAGGGGGAUGCUGGAAAUGAAGACGGCGACGAUCUCGAGCAAGGCAUUGCCCCAGGAGAUGACGAUGAUGUUGCUGGUGAUGAUAACAUCUGUAUAACGCGCGAAAGGUUCCAGCAAGCCUACGAGACUCAUAAGAGCAAGUACAGUGCUACUUUGGGGGAAACUGAGGCGGAGCAACGCUUCUGGUCGUAUCCUCGUCGAUGGGGCGUUCGAUUAUGGAAGAUUCAAGUCGUACCCUUGAAUAACGAUGAGCCCGUUGCUUUCCUCAACUUUGCUUGGGGUGGCACGAGGGAGGAGUUCAGAGUGGACACCACCAACACCGGCAGUCUGUUUGGAUGGCUAAGUGCCUCUAGUUCAGUUUGGUGCCUCGGCGAGGAGCCCCAGUACUUCCGCACAGCGGCCUUCCCGAUCCCGAAGAUGUUCGUGGACGGUGUUAAGAGCAAAGUGCAAGUGCCCAGCGAGUUUGCCUUUGAAUGGCGAGGCAGCUACCUCGAUCUCGAGCGGGAAAAUCUUAAAAUAGAGCUCUGGCAGUGGAGCAAAUACAAGGCGAACCGUAUUGAUGCUCAACACUCGAGGUCGCUGAUCGAGUAUGCUACAGGCCCAGUACUACAGAGUUGUAUACUGGGUACCUUCGAUACAGAUGAUUCGGUCGGGAUGGAGAGCGGCAGAUUCACCGAAAGAGCACUAAGAGCAAUACCGUAGUGUUGUGAAGCGCGGUAUGAUGGCAUAUGUCAAGAGUGCUGCAUUCCUUCCAUUGGUGAUUUUCGGAU